UCCUAGGUUGUUCAAUGGCCAAAUGACAACAAUUUCUAGCGUCAUGUUGAAAAGGAUAAUUGUGAAUGAAUACUUUCAUCUUAUGGAUAUUGUUUGAAGGAAAUUAUGUCGGAAGAUGUAGAUGUUGACAUUAGGGAACAAGUUUUCCACAACGCUGUUCGGGAGUAUAUCAUUUGCCUGCUGUUGUUUAUUUUCCUGUAUGUGAGUUCCUAUGUCACAGUCAGGCAUUUCAAAACCGCAGACUCCGAAGACAUCUCAUCAGCAGGUGAAGAGGAUGCAGUGGUGUACAGGAUUGCACUGUGGAUGUGUACGUUCACCCUGUCGGUGUCUGUGGGUGCCAUCCUCCUACUCCCUGUCUCCAUCGUGUCCAAUGAGGUCCUGCUGCUCUACCCCAAAAGUUAUUAUGUACAGUGGCUCAACUCCUCACUCAUCAUUGGUUUCUGGAACAACAUAUUCCUCAUCUCGAACCUGUCCCUCUUCUUCUUUAUGCCAUUUGCGUAUUUCUUCACGGAGUCGGAAGGAUUUGUUGGUGUGAAAAAGGGUAUCUGGUCGCGGGUGUACGAGGCCGCUAUUCUGCUGGUACUGGUCGGGAUACUCAUCAUCGGACUCGCCUGGGUCGCCUCUGCCAUAUUUGAUGGCAACAAACACACACAAGAAACGCUACUAGAUAUCUGGUCCUACUACCUUCCAUAUCUGUAUUCCUGUAUCUCCUUCCUGGGAGUCAUCGUCCUCAUGCUGUGUACACCUGUCGGGUUCUCCAGAAUGUUUACUGUGAUGGGGGAACUCAUUGCCAAACCAAAGUUCUUUCAAGACGUAGAAAAAGACCUUGUGAUGGUCAGAUUGACAGAGACAGAUUUACGGCGGAGACUGACCUUCACCAAAGAUAAUAAAUACAAGGCAGUUCCUGACCGACUUGCAAAUGGUCACCUGUCGACGGAUGAGCUGAUAGAACAGCUAGAGAAGAACCAGUCCACUCUUAAGGAGCUAGAGACGAGGAGUAAGACGUCCAUUAUUUGGAGAAAUCUGUGUUAUCCCCUUGUUAUGUUGCUUUUACUUGGAUUAACAGUAUUUUGUGUGUUAAUGGUAGCCCAGAAUUUUUUGUUGCUGCUUGUUGGUAUCAAAGCUUUACCUGUUGGAGCAAAGGAAACUGUUUUAGGAAUGGCCUCACUUUCAGCAUUGGGAUCAUUUGGAGCUGCUUUAGAGAUUAUUCUUAUUCUAUAUGUAAUGCUAGCCUCUGUGCUGGGUUUCUACAGCCUGCCAGGGUUCCGCAAUCUUCGCCCCGUUCCACACGGCACUCCGAUGGUCAAGGUGAUAGGAAACUGCAUAGUCCUCCUGAUUCUUAGUUCAGCACUCCCUGUCAUGUCCAGGACUCUAGGUUUAACAAAUUUUGACCUGAUUGGUAACUUUGGCAGUAUGGACUGGCUGGGGAACUUCUACAUCAUUAUGCUGUGCAAUGUCGUGUUUGCCGGGCUCACCACGCUAUGCUUAGUCACAAAAUUCACCAAAGCCGUCAGGACGGAAAUCUACGACCGACUGAUGGCGUUCUUCAUCAGAGAACAACCUGCGCCAGGUCAUACUCAUUCUUCUGUUGCAAACGGAGAUGUUAGCUCAAAAGAGGACUAAUAGACUAGAAACUACAUGUAUAGUGUUCAUGGCUACGUACAUUUUAUAUAUAUAUAUCUUUAGUUGCCAUGGAGUAGUUCUUUCAAAAUAGUUGUCCAAAUCGAGACUGUGAUAUGUAUAGGUUUGUGCGAUGAAGAAUUUUUUGCGUGUGUGUGUGUUUGAAUGCUUGGUCAGUUGCUUUAGAUAUCAUACAUGUACAACAUGGUCAGUAUUUACCUAUAAUUACAUAAAAUCAUCUGGCAAAUCUUUUAUUGUACCUGUACACUGUACAUGUAAAUAUAUGUACAGAAAACAUUUACCUUAUAAGGGUGUUGUGUUGAUUAACACACUCAUUGCAGUAUUGCUUAUACUAAUCAGUUUGGAUUUUUUUUUCAAUGUUUAACUUUUAACAUUUCACAUGUACACAUUAAACUGAAACCCAGUUGAUGAGAAACUUAAAGAUUGAUAUUAUCUGUACAACUUUUACAAAAAAAAAAAGGUGGAGACACAUUAAUUAAAUGUGAACAAAAACAUCUGGGAAACUUAAUUUCAAAAAUAUAAAAAAAAAUCCUGUUUUUUAUAGAACAAAGGGGUUUAUGUAUAUAUUACUCGGUAGUACUGUUACGGUGUGUGAAAGAGGGUUGUAGUCCUAGUGAUCCCAUACUUAUUGACCUUACUUAUAUAAGUACAAUGUACUUAUUAUUACACUUGUAAACAAAUAUUUAUUUUAUAUUUUAUUUUAUGAAAUCCAUGUUAAUAUCAAGAAGACUGUAUAGUCUUCAAUAUGUACACACUAGUCACAUUACAGGUAUAACCAUAUAUUGUAUACAUACAAGAUUAACCCCCCCCCCCCCCCCCAUUUUACCCCAUUGACCGGUCUUGUCAUGUGUGAAAGUAAAACAUGCUUGUCUGAAUUCUUCAAAUUUCUUCUCCAUCAUUUACAUAUCCUGUGGUUUAAACAAAAAGCGAAAGACUCAAAUUAUGGAGAAUUUUUUUUUUUUUAGGAAAAUUUUAUCUUGGAUCAUUUAUUACACGUGUGUCUGCUGUAAUGUAAAGCAAUAUAUACGUGCAUGAAUUUUCAUCAGAACACUAUAUUCAUGAAACAUGUAUGUAUGCCAUAGCAAUGCAAAAUACUCACAUUAUAUUAAUGUAAGACUAUUUUUUUGUAUUUUUUCUUGAACGAUUUUUUUUGUGUGUAUUAUUAUUAAUUUUUUUCUUUUUUGUCAAAGUAGGCAUAUCCUUAUUUGGAUCGCCUUGUAACUUAUAUGUACACCGUGUAUAUAUAUGUAGAGCUUCUACUGAAGGAGUUCUUGCAAGAGUUGUAAAAUUGUGUUAAUGGAAGAAUAUUGUAUGUAGAUGAGAUGUAGAAAUUCAUACAUAGAUUUGGUUCAAGAUCAUAAGAGAGCUUAGAUUUGGUGUUUUGUAUGUAAAUAAAGUAAAACACGGUUAUAGCAAACACACUUAUAAUGAAUUGACACUUACUGCAAAGUGAUUUUCUUCCCUGUGACUUUGUUACAUGAAUAUAACGAAUUAUGCUUAUAACGAAAUAAAAUCGCCCGUCCUUGGCACUUUGUUAUAAGCGUGUUUUACUGUUUAAAUUUCAAAUGCUGUGUAUAAAUUCUAUCCAAGUCUAAGACCUCUUCAUGAUCCUCAGGGUAUUUCUUGUCUGAAGUGUUCUACAAGUUUCAUCUUUCGUUUUUUCAAAUAAAACUAAUUAGGAUACUGUAUUAUCAAAAAAAAAGGACACAAUGUGAUUUCAUGUUGCAUCACUUAGAGUUUGCUUUACGUAUGUCAUAAUUUGAAAUGACGGAGUUGGAUAUAAUGCCAAAAAUGAAAUAUCAAGUGCGUUUUUAGAGUUAUCAGUCACAUCUAUUGCACGCUUUUAACCAUAGAACUUACAAAUAAGAAACAACUUUCCAAAGACGUCAUCCAAGGAAAGUGUAAAUGUUUAUUCCAUUGGCUUUGAACAGCAGUUCAUGCAACAUACUCUUUUUUUUUUACAGUACUCUAGUGUAUGAAGUAACACUAGAAUACUUGCAUAUUCUAGCGAUUUUAAAUAUCAGUGUGAACAAUUUUGCUUUGGACGUGAUUUUGUGUAGCUUUUGAUUUUUUAAGAUUCUGUGUCCAUGUGCUCUGAUAGUGCUAUACCGGUAUUUUGUGUCUGUACUUAAUUUGAGUGUUUGCUCAUUUGAAACAAAUUGUGAAUGUAUGAAAUCUGCAUAUGAACAAUUUUGAAAAAGGUCAACUUUAUUUUUUCUUGCUGAUGAGUUCAGUUAUUCCAUUAGCCAUUUUAAACUUACAAGUUCUUAUUUACAUUGAAGAACAAUGAACAGAGCAUAAUGAUUAUUUUUGUAUUUGUCUUUUUUGUCUUAACGUCUAUCAAGGGGACCAUAAAUGUUUUGUCUUUAUUUUUGUUUGAGGUGAUAAUUCAUGAAAAUUUGAAGUCAUAUUCACCACAGAUAUUCAUAAUGAAAGUCAGAUGUGAAGUGUGAAAAGUAACUCAUUACUGACCACAGGUCUAGUAGCUUGGCCGCUUGUUAAAAAAGUAUUAUAUUACUUUGCUCAAAGCAAUAAUGUAUUAUGCCGCUAAUUAAAACAAAAAUUAGAGAGAGAAUAAAAAAAAAUUAAUCCAGAUUUUUUUUUGCCAAAACGUUUUCUUUUAAAAUUGGCUGCUUUCAGCAGAGGCAGAUUUGCACCAUCUAAAUCCUAACUGCAGUUCAGUUAAUUUUUUUUGUGUAUGCAAAAACCAGUGUUUUGUCCACAUAGAUAUAAAGAUGUAGAAUUUAUGUUAGAAGUUGAGUAUGUAUUGAAGAAUGCUUUAUUUUGACUUGGUUGAGGUAUAGCUAAGUUUUCCUGACAUUGGACCUGUUUUAAACAUUGAAAAAGUGAGGUGUCUGUCUAAGGUGUGAACAUGUGUGUGUGGAUGUGUGUGUGUGUGGAUGUGUGUGUGUUUGGAUGUGUGUACAUGUACCUCAGCUGUUCCUUUCUGUUUUAACAGCUCAAAUUCCAUUGUUUGAUGAAGCUGUGUGCAAUACUUAUUUUGCCAAUAUUAUGUUGCAUUGAAAAAUAAAGCUAAAUAGAAUUUUUA
Messenger RNA from Magallana angulata, 4690 nucleotides. RefSeq names its product protein LMBR1L-like. Lineage: Eukaryota; Metazoa; Mollusca; Bivalvia; Ostreida; Ostreidae. The transcript is spliced from 15 exons. The coding region runs from base 106 to 1623 and encodes 505 amino acids. Gene Ontology annotation, biological process: signal transduction. The record is from RefSeq and is a predicted model, not a curated record. Gene Ontology annotation, molecular function: transmembrane signaling receptor activity.